Molecule: messenger RNA, 696 nt
Organism: Glycine soja
Lineage: Eukaryota; Viridiplantae; Streptophyta; Magnoliopsida; Fabales; Fabaceae
Exons: 1
Coding region: 1-696 (231 amino acids)
Source: RefSeq, a predicted model, not a curated record
AUGGAAGUGGUGGUGAUGAAGGGUCCUUAUACAAUAAGAAGCAUGCCGGUGGUACUUAAAGAGUGGAGACCUGAUUUUAGUCUGAAGCAGGACAUGCUACGAACCAUACCGAUAUGCAUAAAACUUCCCAAGCUCCCGUUGUAUCUUUGGGGCGAACGAAGCCUUAACAAAAUUGGCAGUGCCAUUGGUACACCCAUGGUUACUGAUGAAUGCACUACCCACAAACUCAAAGUUUCCUAUGCCAGGAUGUUAGUGGAGGUCGACAUUACUAGAAAAUUGGUGGAAGAAAUUGCUAUCAAGGAUAAAGAUGGUCGGAAAAUAAUGCAACCCAUUGAGUAUGAAUGGAGGCCCAAGUUUUGUGAUAAAUGUCAGAAGAUAGGGCAUCAAUGUGGAAAUGGGGUCAAGAAGAAAAAAUGGCAGCCUAAGCCUCAACAGGAGAGAAAACAUGAAAUCCCUGUUGAGGUCUCUACACCAAGGAAAGAAACAACAACGAGUAAAGCUAAUGGAGAUGAAGGAAAGACAUGGAUUAGAACUACUAAAGAUGAUGAAGAGAUGUGGACUAAAGUGAGCAAAGCUUCAAAGGAUAGAGGUAAAUCUAUUACAUAUACUGAGUCCUCAAAUACAGUGCAUUGUACCAAUGGAUUUAGGGUGUUGGAGGUUUUGAAUGGCCCCCAAGCCUUCGAUCGGGGACCAUGA